AUGGUCGGCACCAGGCGGCUGCUGAUGAAGAAAAACAAAACGAAUAAGGUCGCAGCUCGAGCUGCAUUAUCACUUUGUCCAUUUAACUUGGUCAAAGCUGAAUUUGCAGUUCGCACUCAAUCAACAGUAGCCAAAACUUCCCAAAAUAUAUUAAAAUUAUUUGAUAAAUUAAAAAUAUUAUAUCCAGAUGUUGAUCAUUCACAAGUAUCGCUGUGUUAA
Didymodactylos carnosus is the source of this 219-nucleotide messenger RNA. NCBI's taxonomy places the organism in Eukaryota, Metazoa, Rotifera, Eurotatoria, Philodinida, Philodinidae. The record is from the annotation of a GenBank genome assembly.